Anopheles moucheti is the source of this 2364-nucleotide messenger RNA. Its product is annotated as SET and MYND domain-containing protein 4-like. NCBI's taxonomy places the organism in Eukaryota, Metazoa, Arthropoda, Insecta, Diptera, Culicidae. The record is from RefSeq and is a predicted model, not a curated record. Gene Ontology annotation, molecular function: protein binding. The transcript has 6 exons. The coding region runs from base 1 to 2307 and encodes 768 amino acids.
AUGGGAAGUGCGUGGGAUACGUUUAUUGAAGCAACAAUUGCGAAUAAUGGUUUACACAAAUCGCUGCCAGCACGUUUUACCGAUGAAGUGGACAUUAUGUACCGUUUGGCGAAUUCGGAGAUCUGUGCGAAAUUGCUCUCCUGGUUACGUAACCUACCGAGGGUCCUUCCAAUUGGGCCGGAUAUGUCCAAUGAUUUACGCGCCAAAGGUAAUAAGCUUUUCAAGGAGAAUAGAGACCCUAUUGUGGUACUGGCCGCGUACAACACAGCUAUCGCAGCUGCUCCAAAAGGGUCAAGAGCUAUGGCGCUUGGGUACGCAAAUCGUGCCAUUAUUCUAAUUCGUGUAGGGCGCUAUCGGGAAGCGUUUUAUGACUGUCAGCUAGCGCUGGACGGAGAUUAUCCCGAGGAAUUGCGAUUGAAAGUUUACUUCCGGCAGGCAGAAUGCGUUGAAAGCUUAGACGAACCCAGUAAGUUGGGUCCGAUUAUCGAGGGCAUUUCGAAGGCGAACGACACGAAGGAGCUGUCGGAAAAUGGACAAGCAAAAUUACAAAUGCUUAAGGCAAAAUACGCGGCAGCUGAGAAAUGUACGGUGGGAAUUACACAAACAGCAUCAGAACCCGAGAGUCGAUACGAAGCAUCAUUAAAGGUCGUUGAUUCACCGACUCAAGGGCGACACGUUAUUGCCAACGAAGCAAUAGAGGUGAACGACAUAAUUGCGACUGAAACUGCCUUUUCGUUUGUACCUGUGUAUGAACCCAACGCCCGCAACACGUUAGCUAGUAAUGAUUGCCAAAAAUGUGCUCGCGUAAAUGUGAUCCCUUUUGUAUGUGCCACGUGCGGCAGAGCUUGCUACUGUAGCCCACAGUGCCGCGAAAACCAUCAAAGUGUGCAUCGCUUUGAGUGCUACGGAUAUCAGAAGCGUUUGUGGUUUUCAAUUGGGAUUGCUCACCUGGGAAUACGAUGUCUGCUCGAUGGGUUCGACACGAUUCGCAAUGAAAUAUUGAAGGCAAACAGUGCAACAGCUUGCUAUAAGCGGCUGCUCGAAAUGACCAGCGGCGAAGAGAAUGAGUUGGGCGACUAUGGAAAAGUGUUUCGAUUGGUGACGAAUUUCAAAAAAAUGGACAAAGACGAUGUACUACGCUAUGCGUUGGCCGGUUUAAUGCUGUCUAUUUAUCUGAUCGACUGUACCGAUUUUGUAAGUGUGCAUGGUUUGUCACGGGAUGAUACGAUGUCGGCAUCCGAUCUGCGUGUAUUGCUUGGAGCGUUAAUAAUGCGUCACAUUGGACAGCUCGUAUGCAACGGGCAUGCGAUCAGCGAACUAAGAGCUUCAGUACGCUUCGAUUACACUUUAACUAGAGCGGAAGAGAACCUUCUGCCACCAGUCAUUUUGUUGCAUCGUUAUUUGCACAGUUCGCGCGUAUUUACAGCGAUUUUUCCACGAAUCAGUAUGUUUAACCACGAUUGUGAUCCGAACAUACGCAAUCACUUUGACCGUGCGACACUCAAGGUGUAUGCUACACGUUCCAUCCCUGCCGGGAGUGAGAUCGUGAACUGUUACGGUCCACACUACAGGCUAAUGCCCGUAGAGACGCGCCUGAUGCAUCUUCACCAGCAGUAUUGUUUUGACUGUAAUUGUACGCGAUGUCGGACGGGGGAUGAUACAUACCUCAAACAAUUCAACACGAUUCGGUGUCCCCGGUGCAGGCAUAAUUUUUCUAUGGAGCUAAACUUGGAGGAUUUUAUGAGUAGCUUUCGGUAUGAUUUCCAAGGUCAACCAACAGCAUGCCCCGAGUGUUUUCAACAACUCGGUACGGAAUUAUAUAGAUAUCUUUCGAAUAGCAGGUUCGACAUGCUAGAGCAUUCCUCGUCGGAUUUUAAGCGAGUCAUUAAACACUACGAUUAUUGCAGUAGCUUAUUGGUAGAUUCCAAUCAAACGAAAGCCACCAUACUGCAGAACAUCCUUGACAGCUACACCCAAUAUGCUGGCCUUAUGGAAGCGGAAUCGUUCUUCACCCUUCGUGAUUAUUGUCUGGAAUUUGUAACAAUGAGGCGAAAUCAGUUUGGCUUCAUGAGUAUGGAAUAUCUUACCGCAUGUUUCUAUCUCUUGGAUAUUUGGGCCGAAUAUUAUCGUCACGUAGGCGAUGAGGGGGUUACAUUGAAACCGGAAGAACUCACCGCCUUGAAUGAGUUUCGUGCAGCGCUUAGCAUGGUCGGCGAGGACACUCGUGCGCUGAUUUCUGCAUACAUGAAGCAAAACGUAAUUUUGGACGAGGAAACCCCAUAUGAUUGCUGGGUUCCUCUUUUAUAGCUCAUUAAAUUACGUCCGUCCUCAGUGAUUGUUAGGUUCAGAAUUUAUGUUAAGUUU